CGCAACAGGAGGCAGACACAAACAUCCCGGGUUGUUUCUCACGGGUUCUUUACGUCUCGCAGUUAGCAGGAACGCGGAGCGGCCGAAGACGUCUGCAGACCAACUCAAAACUCCCGUCUCUCUGCAAGGCAAACCAGCUGAAUCCCAACCAUGGGGAAAGGAUGCAUCACAGUCACCAAGUACUUUUUAUUCCUGUUCAACCUGCUCUUUUUUAUCUUUGGAGCGGUGAUCAUGGGCUUUGGACUGUGGGUGCUGCUCGAUAAGGAGAGCUUCAUAGCUGUCCUGCAAGAAUCUUCUAACACAAUGAAGGUGGCUUCAUAUAUCCUCAUCGGUGUGGGCUCUCUGACGAUGUCCAUGGGCUUCUUCGGCUGCAUCGGGGCCAUCUAUGAAAUCCGUUGUCUGCUGGGACUGUACUUCACCUGCCUUCUGCUCAUCCUCAUUGCUCAAGUCACUGCGGGUGUUCUCAUUUACUUCCAGAGAGAUCUGCUGAAAGACGAGAUGUCCAAAAUCAUUCAGGGAAUGAUAAUCAACUACACCGGUCAGAACAAGACCACAGAGCACACCUGGGAUUACAUUCAGAGGAAGAUGAAAUGCUGCGGGUGGACCGGUCCAGGCAACUGGUCAGAGAACCUUUUGAUCAAGAACAGCACGCAGAAGCUCUACUCGUGCUCGUGUCGCAACGAUUCCCUCCCCGGCACUGACGUGAAGGAGUUUGGCCUGUGUGACUCCCUGUCUCCACAGCCACCUGUCUAUGAAACGGGGUGCAUAACCAGCGUGGAGAGAUGGCUGCUGGAUAACUGUGCCAUUCUUCUGGGGAUCUGUGUCUGUGUGGCGGUUGUGGAGCUCCUGGGGAUGAUCCUCUCCAUGUGCCUGUGCAAGAGUGUCGUCCAGGAGGAUUACAGCAAAGUACCCAAGUACUGAGCCCAGCACGAAGCCAGCCACACGUUAAACACAGAUGGACGGACUCUGCCUUUCUCUCCUCUACGCGCACACACACACACACACACACACACACACACACACACACACACACACACACGCAGAAAUUGAGACAGCUGUCUUCACCGUCGGAGGUUCUCGUGUCUUGACAGCUGUGCAAAUUUCUCACGCCCUCGCCCGACGUGUCCCACGCUCAAAAACUCACACACAGCUGUCAGUCAAAGCUCGACACACACGUUGGACUCAUAUUUAAAGCGUUGUCCUUUGAUGUUUUUAUUAUUAUUAUUAUUAUUUUAUUCUUCAAAAGCUCAAGAAUUUUGUCAUUGGAUUCUAUGCAAAAGGUCCAUUUAGAUUUUAAGCGGUUUUGUCUGCGCUGACCUCAGUGCUAGAUUGAGCACUUUAGUGACAUUUUUUUUUUUUUGGGGACAUUUUCACUCCCGAUUUCUAGUCAGGCAGGUGGGAGGGAAACCAGAGAGAGUGUGUGUGAAGGCCCCUCGGUAGGAUCGCUGCCACCCUGUGAACCUACACCUGGUAUUAUUGGUGCUGAGUAAGGCUUGCUCCGCUCAGGGCUGCUGCGGUGGAGCUUUUUGGUUUGGUUGGGUUCACAAUCAGCGCUCUGCACCCAGCAACCCUGACAUGAGCCUCCGCUGACCCCGCCACCUCCUCCUCCUCCCUAUUGUCCUUCAUCAUCCCCUGAAUCUCUGUCUUCCUGUCGGCUGGAAGCAAGCAGCCCCACAUGAAGAGUAUGUGUGACGUGUUGAGUUCUUAUUUUGUAUCUGUUCUUUUUUUAUAUAUAUAUAUAUUUUCGUGUCAUCUGUUCCUUUUGACUGUACAUAUGCUCACUAAGGGAUUAAGGCACUCUGGUGCUCGGUCAGCACUUCAUAUGGGAAAGUUUUCACCCACAUGCUCUUGUUUUAAGAGCCCUACUGUUCUUUGUUUCCUCCCCAUUGUUCACGAUGUGCAGACCGCAGCUCCCAUCGCAGCUCGUCAGCGCUAUUUCGGUCCGAAUCGGAGACUUUGGAAUCCCUCGCGUGAAUCUGUCAUCACUCAUCAAGCCAUAUUGUUAUUUCUUUUAAUGUUUUUUGGCGAACAGAAAGCCCUCCGCUCCCCGUCGCGGUGCCCAGCGUAGUUAUUUAAGCUCUUUUUGUAAUUAAAAGACAGCCACAGUCCGUUUCCCCUGCGCUCGCGUUGUUCAGUGCCUAAUACAUUAACUGCUCUGGUUUAUACAGGUGCAUGUCAAUUAUCUCAAAAAGCUAAUUUAUUUCAGGGAAUCAGUUCCAAAAGGGAAACUCUUAUUAAUCCAUUUCACACAUAGUGAAAAUUUAUGUCAGCUCAUUUCGAUGGUUGGUUGGAAGUUUAGUUUCUUAGAAAAUGUGAUUGUUACAUAAGAUGUGAGGUCUUUCAUAGCGGCCGUCGGCUCUUCUAGAGGUUUGUGGGCAGGCGCCAAUUCCUGCUGUAAAAUGAAAUCUGCAUCCUCAUCAAAGCUUGUCCACCAGAAGAAAGCAUGAAUUGCUCUAAAGUUUCCCGGUAGACGCUGACCUCGGACCUCAGAAAACACAGUGGAGCAACACCAGCAGACGACAUGGCUCCCCAAACCAUCUCUGACUGUGGAAACUGGAUUCUGUGCGUCUCCACUCUUCCCCCAGACUCUGGGACUUUCAUUUAUAAAUGAACUUAAGAAUCGUCUCUCAUAUGAAAAGAGGACUUUGGACCCCUGAUCAACAAUCCGGUCCUUUUUCUCCUUAGCCCAGAUAAGACGUUUGCCUCCCAGGUCCUGGUUGGUCUUUGUGUGGAAAGCUUGGUUUUGCUUCACAAUCCUCUGAAAACUUUGGUAAUCCAUCUUGCUUGUGCAGUUUCCUAACACAAAAAGUCCUUUUCAUUUAUAUGCUUGAGAUACAGCACCCUGCGCACAACCAGCUUCUUUAGUAAUUAACUUUGAUGGCUUACCUUCAUUGUGGAGGAUGCCGCUCGCUCCCUGCUGGACGAAUGCCAAGUCAGCAGACUUCCUGCUGACUUGGUGAUUUUGUAGAGCAUAACUAAACAUUUCUGUAGUAAAAAAUUCUCUCAUUGUUCUUAUGCAAUAUUCAGAUUUUCUCAGAAACUAAAUUUCAGGUUUCUUGUCAGUCAUAAUUUUCUAAUUUAACAAAAAGAAAUAUAACUUUGUGAGUAAUAAUUUUAUCUAUAUAUGAGUUUGUUUUUUUAAGUUGAGGUGCUGAAACAAAUAAAAUGUUGUAAAUGUUAUUCUACAUUAUUUAGAUACAGACUGUAAUAUUGAGAAGAAGGAAAAACUUUUUUAAAAAGCUAAGUUGUUGCAUGUUUAUUAAGACAUCUUUCUGUCAUGCGUCCUAGAAAACCUCUGUUCUCUUGUGCCACCCCCACCCCCAUCCAUUUCAGUUUAAAAAUACAAUAAUAAUCUGUGUUUAAUGGUACAUGAGCGAGCAGACUGCAUGUUUUAUGUUUUUCAGUCCUUCCUCCUUUUACAUGAUGUUCACCUAUCACCCGUAUGCCAAAAGAGGAAACAGUUUGAAUUGAAUUGAAUUGAAUUGCGUUACAGUCAGCUUUCCUUCGGUUAGCCUCGCAAACUUCCACGUUAGUUUAACUUGAUGGAAAUUGAAGGCUUUUUGUAUGAAAUAUUAUGUGUAAUGAUGUCGUUUGGUAGAGUUAAAAAAAUGUGGAGUUGAAAGUCAUCAGAAGGUUUUCAUCUUGUUUUUUUUUUUUUUUUUUGGAUUUUAAGAAUAAAACUUGAACUAUUGAGAAUC
Fundulus heteroclitus (mummichog) is the source of this 3698-nucleotide messenger RNA. It is a transcript of the gene cd82b, whose product is annotated as CD82 molecule b. NCBI's taxonomy places the organism in Eukaryota, Metazoa, Chordata, Actinopteri, Cyprinodontiformes, Fundulidae. The record is from RefSeq and is a predicted model, not a curated record. Gene Ontology annotation, cellular component: membrane. The coding region runs from base 151 to 921 and encodes 256 amino acids. The transcript has 9 exons.